Nannospalax galili (Upper Galilee mountains blind mole rat) is the source of this 4605-nucleotide messenger RNA. RefSeq names its product family with sequence similarity 189 member A1 (gene Entrep2). The record is from RefSeq and is a predicted model, not a curated record. The transcript is spliced from 10 exons. Bases 1 to 1548 code for a protein of 515 amino acids. Lineage: Eukaryota; Metazoa; Chordata; Mammalia; Rodentia; Spalacidae. Gene Ontology annotation, cellular component: membrane.
AUGCCUCCGGCCGGCGGCCCCCGUACGCCGCGUCCCGCCGCGCUGCCCCGCAGCCUGUCCCGCCUGCGCGAGUGCCCAGGCCGCUCCCGCAUCGUGCUGGCGCUCGGGGCCACGCAGAUGGCGCUCGGAUGCCUCAUCGUGGCCGUGAGCUUCGCGGCGCUGGCGCUCACCACCUCGGCCCGCGUCCGCCACUCCUGCCCCUUCUGGGCCGGCUUCUCGGUGCUGCUGUCAGGACUGAUUGGUGUCGUCUCCUGGAAGAGGCCCCUCUCGCUUGUGAUAACCUUUUUCAUGUUGCUCUCUGCGGUGUGUGUGAUGCUGAACUUGGCUGGCUCCAUCCUCUCCUGCCAGAACGCUCAGCUAGUCAACUCCCUAGAAGGCUGUCAGUUGAUCAAAUUUGACAGUGUGGAGGUAUGUGUCUGCUGUGAGCUGCAGCACCACUCAUCCGGAUGCAGCAAUCUUGGGGAGACGCUGAAGCUGAACCCGCUGCAGGAGAACUGCAAUGCUGUGAGGCUGACCCUGAAGGAUCUCCUCUUCAGCGUGUGUGCCCUCAACGUCCUUUCCACCAUCGUGUGUGCGUUGGCCACGGCCAUGUGCUGCAUGCAGAUGGUCUCUGCUGAUGUCCUGCAGAUGUUCUUCCCACAGAGGUCACACUCCACCAGCGCCGCCUGCAUGACUCCCCACGGCACUAUUCUCCACCAGACUCUGGACUUCGACGAGUUCAUUGCCCCACUUCCACCUCCGCCCUACUACCCUCCAGAGUACACCUGCACACCCUCUGCUGAAGCCCACAGGGGUCUCCACCUGGACUUUGCUUCCUCUCCAUUCAGCACUCUGUACGAUGUUGCCAUCAACAGUCCCAGCAUGUUGUACCCUGCAGAGCUGCCCCCACCAUACGAGUCCGUGGUGGGCCAUACCACUGCCAGCCAGGUUCCAAGUGUCAAUCACCAGGUGGCUGAGUCCAGUUCCGGGGACCCAAAUACUGCUGCUGGUUUCAGCACACCAGUGCCUGCCAGUAGCACAAGUCUCCCAACAUCAGAAGGUGUCACCUCACUGGAUCCAAGCCACCCAUCCCCUGAUGGCACUUUAGACACCCUACCACCCAUGAUACCUGCUCCAGGUCCUCACCAGAUGUCUCCAGAGGCAGCAAGUGUGAGCACACAGGCACAACCAAGUCUUGGGCGUGUUGCCCGCUCAGCCAGUGACCCCACCUCCUGCACAUCCAGUGAGGCAGUCUCUACAUCACGCUCUGCCAUGGCUGCCUGUCAUCACCAGCUCUCACCCCCUGGUGACCCAGACACCUGGAAAAUGGACCAACGGACCAAGCCAGAGGCCUUACAAACCGUCUCCAAAGAGCGGCCACACUCCUUGGUGGAAAGCAGGGCCUAUGCAGACACUAGGGUCUUGGUGGCUAAAUUUUUGGAACACUCACACUUUGCCCUCCCUCCAGAGGUGCGACAUGUGAUGGGCACCAUCUGCUCAGCAGUCACCUCGGAGGAGCCCCAGGUGGAGGAGGCCAUCUUUGAUCCUAACGUCCUGGACCAGCUAUGAAGCAGCUUUAGGCCUGGAUGUGGACACUGAUGGACUUGGCAGUUGCACAGCCUGGUCUUUCAGGAAGCCACCAUGCUAGAUACAGAGAGGCUUUUGGCCUAGUGGGCAGAGAACAAUGGGGACACCCAGGAGGCACUCCAGUGGCUUGGGUGGGGAACUGUUAACGCCUUCUCCCAUCAGUUGGCUUCCUGGGGAUGGUUUGCUCCCUGUCCUAGUAUUUCAGAGAUGUUUCUCUCAUGUUAUUAGUGAACUCUGGUUGUAUCAGGGGUGCAGCCCUUCACUGAUGAGUAUGACAGGAAUACCAGUCCAGUGACAGGUGACACUUGAGGAACAUAAAGAUACCACAUCUUCCAAGCCAGCAGUGUUAAGGCAGGGUUCUCCUCUACCCUCAGUAGAGUUCAGUGUUAAAUGAUAAUGGUGACAGCAGCAAUGGGACCAUUUCCCAUGUGGCUGUAUCACUCCACAAUGAAACCUUUAUCAAAAUCAGACCUGUUAUUUCCUUUAAAAGGAAAUGGGUGAUGUUAGCACAUCCUAGGCCCACCUUUUUGCCCACUGGGCUAUCCUGUCAAUAAAUCCACAUUGAAGGCUCCAUCAUGACCCAGGGAUCCCCAGGCAGCAGGAGGGUGUUGGAAGGAUUCAAAAUACCCCCCAACUCCUUGUGUCCCAAGCCUCCAUCCAUGGGCUGUCAUCCCCACUUCCUUCCUGGGCCCCCUUUCCUUCAAGGUCCCCUAUCCUUUAACUGGAACAGACAGUUGUUACUUAUCUCUUAACAAUAUGGACCUCUCUCAGUCUCUGAGAGGGUUUCUCAUCAUGUCUGACCUCACUUGAUUGCCCUGGGUGAGUGACAGCCUGGGCAAAGAGGCCUUUGUAUCUGGAAUGUGUACACCUUCUGCUAAGGCAUGCCUCUCCUGACCCCGAGUUAUCCCUCAAGCAACCCAGGUGGAAGCAGACACAUCUGCAUUAGAGGAUGCAGACUGUCAGUCUUUUCUUCCUGAAAGAAUGCCUAGUGCGGUGGACAUGCAGAGGCAGGGAAGCUCAGCUUGGGGAUAACCUGGGCACCCCUGACUUUCUUGACUGUUCCAGACUCUCAUUUUCUGGCAACAUCUACAGCAACUACUUCCCAACUAUUGCUCUGAAGCAACAACACUGCCUGCAAGACCUUCCUGCAGAAAUGGAAACAUUCUCAUCUGGUUCAUCCAAAACAGUAGCCACAUGAGGCCACUGAACCCAUGUGAUGGCAUGUGGACCCCAAUGUAGGCACAGAAGCCCUGAGUCUGUGGGCAGUGCCAAAGUGGGCCAGAGUGUGUCCACCAUUGUUCAGUGCCCAACUGGUGGCCCCCCUCUGUUCUGUUCUCUGUGCCCUGUGCGUGUCUUCAUCUACUUCCCUGUUCUGGCCCCCAAAUUCCCUGUAGCUAAUAUGCUGGGGACCUCUGUGUGUUUAGAAGCUGGGGGAGGGGCUCCUGCCCACAUAUAGUGUGGGAAUCCCCCAGCAGCAGUCAGCUGCUAAUGCCCUAACGGCUUUACCAAUUAUGUAGGUUGUUGCCUUCUUGAGGUUAGAGAGUUGGAAAAUAUAAAUCAGGCCAUUUGAUGGCAGCCUUGCCUUUUCCACAAGAGACAGAGUAGAGAUGAAUUUGUGAGCACUUUAUUCAGACUAUAAAAUGGGAAAUCUAUUCUCUAAUUUUUCUCAAGUUAAGACUUUGGAAGGUCCCCAGAGCGAGUCCCCUUGAAGGUGGAAAUAAUUGAUGGUUUUUCAGAAUGACCUCCCCUCAGCCUCCGAGUGAAGCACUUAGACCGCCAUGCCUAGGCCUGGGCACCAGGCAUUUAUAUCACCUCAGAGGCAAGGUGAAAUGAGGCAGCUGCAGGGUUUCACCUUCAGGCAAUGCCCCUAAGCAGAGCCUUUGGCUGGGCUGUACUUGCAGAUCCAAACAAGCUGUAGUCCAAGGGCAGCCAGUACCCACCACACCCAGUCUGACUCAUGUACUAGGGCAUUUUCAUAAUGUAGCCAUGGUGAGCAUCCAAUGGCAAUAGAUGGGGUUCUGUAGCCUUCACUACACCUCUCCAACAGUCCCUGUUUAUCUUCCAAGUGGCACUCCUCCCUGGUUGUGCCUCCUGUCAAGUGCAGACUGACAUUGGCACCUGGAAACCUUUGGUCCCGGAUAUUUUCAAGAGAGUGGCAUGCCCACACCACUCUAGCUCAAUUCUAUGUUGGCUCUCCUAACAAGUUUAUCUUAUGGAUAAAGAAAUUAUACAACUUCAUGCCUCUGAUCAAGUGAGAACCUCUGCCUCACAGAGCAAGGCUGUUAAGAGGUUCUGGUCUCUCCUCAGUCCACCUUCUCAGGGCCCUAAAUGGCCCAUGUGGACACUAGGAAGCCCCAAGCUCCAGGCUUCCAGGAAAGACCCCCAGAAGGCUGAGGUACUUGGUUGGAGCCACUAGACAAUGUGCUUUCAAUGUAACUUGUCUCCUCUGGGUCCUUUGGCCUGGUCUCAGUGGCUUUCUGAUACUAGGAGCCCUAGGCAGCAUGUGGGUUCCCUAUCCAAGGGUCCAGGGGAAAGCUGGCCUCCUCCCCUUGCUUGCACACCCUUUCCUCCUGGAAGGUUUUCCCUGCUUCCUGUGCUGUAUCUGAGAUGGGCUGAGUGGUGAUCAUUUAGGAGGUGACUCUCUCACCCCAAUCUGGCCAGGUCCUGGGCCCCCAGCCAAAAAAAGCCAGCACCUUCUAGGACACUGUCCUUUGAUCCUGCCUGGGGCACAUGAAGAUGCUGAUGUGCGCAAACUCUGGGCCUCAGCUCUACUGCAAAUAAGGGGGCUUAUUCACAGGACUCAAGAUCUCCUUCCGAGGGAGGCAGUGAUACACUUGAAAUGCUUAGAAGGGCGUGCUCAUUUCUGAUGUUUUUUUCCUCCCCCUCUGCUGUAUCAACUCACAGAUGCUGCUGAGGCAGGAUUUAUAGGAAAUUGUUUUCAGGCCACCAGAGACCUGUUUGUACAACUCGAAAGGUUGUAUUUAUUUAAUGUACCUCAAGGUGUUUUAAUAAUGAUCAGUGUUUUAAUAAAAAGUAUUU